AUGCGGCCGGACAUUGUCGCUUUUCUCCUGUUUCUGGGCCAUUGUGACGGCUUCCAGCCUGUCAAAAUAAGUAUUCGGAAGAGUGAAAAGGUGAGUGAUCGGCUAAUUAAGGGGUUUGAGUCUGUUUGAGAGUGAUGUUCCAAUGUUAAGAGGUUUGAAGCAACCACAGAAGACCCCGACGCCUACAAUAGUUACGAUCCAUUUGAUCUCAACGGUAAGUUAUUUUGACUUCUCUCUAAGGCCAAUGAUUUGCUGUUCAGAUGCCUCAUUCUUCUCCGAUGUCACAAAUAGCUCCAAACGAAUCAAACUUCAAUUGGAAACGGCUCAGUUUAUUCAAAAGUUCGGAGCUCAGGAACUUUUGAACAUUAUCCUAAGGAAAGUUCAAAAUGUGAACUUGCCACAAGACUCCAAAGGAGCCAUCAACAGCUUUCUAGAUUUUGUAGAGGAUGUGAGUGCUUUUCUGUUUUUUUUUUCGAUUCAACCUGAUUUAUUCUCAGCUGAUAUACAGUAACGCGGCUGAGCGAAUCGAGCAGAAGCUGAAGAUGGACAUGAGCCAGCAGGCAUCCGGAAAACGGAAGUUGCACAUGGGAGAAGCGACGACAGGGAUUGAGAAGGAGAAGACAGAGUACGGAGACGCAAAGGAUCACAGAAGGAGGGAUGCUCCGGCGCUCGCGCAGAACGCUGUGCUCAUCGAUGCGGACGAGAACUAUCCGGCUGUUCGGCAGCCUUUGGAACCCACCAAACUGAUGUUCUUCACGCACAAUAACGAGCCGAACUUCCUUCGAGAAGAGUCGGUCGUUUCGCAUGAUAUCAGAAAGUCCCCGGGAAAUCCGAAUAAGAGACGAACACGGCUGACGAAAACUCAAUUGGAAAAGGCAACGCUUCGAACUUUGCAAAUUUUAUGUAACUAAACACUUUUCAGGCAAUCAAAAGUGCAGAAAGGGAAGCGCGGGAGCUUGAAAUGGAGAAGAUUCUGAAGAGGAGAAGGGUGCAGCUGAAGGCCCAGCAGAGACAGAGAAAGGAGCGAGAGUUGACGAUGAAGAGAAAGAGAGCGUCCAAGAAACUUCCAUUGUCGAAGAUCGAGGCAAGAAGCACAAGGAGAAGUCCGUUGCGGGGCCAAGUUACAUUCAAUGAGAAGAUGUUCCAACUUCUCGACGAGUACGGUAUAAAAUCGUUCCGAGUGGAGACCGCAGACUACACGGUCCGCGCCUACGCCGAUCCGGAGAGAACGCGCUUCUCUUCGAUCAACCUGCUCGAUGUGCCCGAAUACAACGAGACGAUUCGCCGGAAACCAGCGAGGCCCCCGUUUGUUUAUAGUGUACGUACUACAAUAUUUGUCGCUUCUGCCUCCAAUCCGAGCUCUCUUUCAGCGAUCAAUCCAGGCGCCAAAACGCAGUAUGAUCUUGCGAUCACUCCCGUCAAAAAGGACAGUUCAGGAGAAAAAGAUGCGUCUCGAGAGGUUACUGUGA
Caenorhabditis sp. 36 PRJEB53466 is the source of this 1469-nucleotide messenger RNA. The record is from the annotation of a GenBank genome assembly. NCBI's taxonomy places the organism in Eukaryota, Metazoa, Nematoda, Chromadorea, Rhabditida, Rhabditidae.